Messenger RNA from Nothoprocta perdicaria, 891 nucleotides. RefSeq names its product BTB/POZ domain-containing protein KCTD1. Gene Ontology annotation, biological process: protein homooligomerization; negative regulation of DNA-templated transcription. Gene Ontology annotation, molecular function: transcription factor binding; transcription corepressor activity. Gene Ontology annotation, cellular component: nucleus. The record is from RefSeq and is a predicted model, not a curated record. Bases 81 to 854 code for a protein of 257 amino acids. The transcript is spliced from 5 exons. Lineage: Eukaryota; Metazoa; Chordata; Aves; Tinamiformes; Tinamidae.
CCGUCCCCCGCUUCUUGACACUGCCUCGACGGGACGGCCCCGAGGUGAGCGGCGGGCGGGCGCCGGACAGUCGGCCCAAUAUGUCAAGACCUCUGAUCACUAGAUCCCCUGCAUCUCCAUUGAACAAUCAAGGCAUCCCCACUCCAGCACAGCUCACAAAGUCCAACGCACCAGUUCACAUUGAUGUGGGUGGGCACAUGUAUACCAGCAGCUUGGCCACGCUUACAAAAUAUCCCGAUUCCAGGAUCGGAAGGCUCUUUGAUGGCACAGAGCCCAUCGUCCUGGACAGUCUCAAGCAGCAUUACUUCAUCGACAGAGAUGGGCAAAUGUUCAGAUAUAUCUUGAAUUUUUUAAGAACAUCGAAACUCCUCAUUCCUGAUGAUUUCAAGGACUACAGUUUGUUAUAUGAAGAAGCGAAGUAUUUUCAGCUUCAGCCCAUGYUGGGAGAAAUGGAAAGGUGGAAACAGGACCGGGAGACUGGCCGCUUCUCAAGGUCCUGUGAGUGCUUGGUGGUGCGAGUCGCCCCGGACCUUGGAGAGCGGAUUACGCUGAGCGGCGAUAAGUCGUUGAUAGAAGAAGUGUUUCCCGAAAUYGGUGACGUGAUGUGCAACUCGGUCAAUGCUGGCUGGAAUCACGACUCGACGCACGUCAUCCGGUUUCCGCUGAACGGAUACUGUCACCUCAACUCAGUUCAGGUCCUAGAGAGGUUACAGCAAAGAGGGUUCGAGAUCGUGGGCUCCUGCGGAGGUGGGGUGGACUCUUCCCAGUUCAGUGAAUACGUGCUGAGGCGAGAACUCAGAAGGACAUCUCGUGCACCCUCCGUCAUUCGAAUAAAGCAAGAGCCUCUGGACUAAAAUGGACAUGUUUCUUUAUGCAAAAAAAAAAAAAAAA